Messenger RNA from Amyelois transitella, 1674 nucleotides. RefSeq names its product microtubule-associated protein RP/EB family member 1-like. Lineage: Eukaryota; Metazoa; Arthropoda; Insecta; Lepidoptera; Pyralidae. The record is from RefSeq and is a predicted model, not a curated record. Bases 139 to 1416 code for a protein of 425 amino acids. The transcript is spliced from 5 exons.
CGGCUAGGUUUUGGUUUGGUUGAAGAAAAGAACUCUACAUUUGGAGGUCAACAGUAUCUAUAAAAUUAGUGUUCGCAUUGAAAUAUUUGAAACUGGAGAUUCUGUUUCUAAGUGCAACAAAUGUCAAAGAAAUAGGCGAUGGUAGGUACAUCGAUAAAUUUCCGACCAUCUCCAAACUUCAAACACAUGAAAAAGUACUUGAAGUCCAAGUUCGAAGAAGAAGCAUGUUCGGUAGUUUCGGCUCCGCGCCCAAAUUUAAACCAGGAGAAACCUGGUCAAAUCCAGAAGAAACCAAUAAUUACACAGGCUAAAAACAAAGGAAAAUCUCCUCAAGUCAAUAAAGCAGUACCUAAACAAGUUAAUAAACCUACUACCCAGGUUCAGAAUAACCCAAUAACUACCCAAGUUCAGAAUAAAGCAAUAAUUACCCAAGUUCAGAAUAAACCAAUAACUACCCAAGUUCAGAAUAAACCAAUAAUUGCUCAAGUUCAGAAUAAACUAAUAACAACCCAAGUUCAGAAUAAACCAAUAACUACUCAAGUUCAGAAUAAACCAAUAACUACUCAAAUUCAGAAUAAACCAAUAGCUACCCAAGUUCAGAAUAACUCAAUAACUACUCAAGAUCAGACCAAGAAGGGAAAAACUAUUCAAGUUACCAACAAACCAACAUCUAUCGAAGUUCAAAACAGAACAAAAACUAGCCAGGUUUAUGACAAACCGACAGCUACUGUUACAAGUCAGACUUAUAAUAAACCAACAGCUACUGUUACAAGUCAAACGUAUAAUAAACAAAAUGUUGCGGUUCAGCCGCCACUACCUCCUGAUCCGCCUCCACCAACUUAUGCCCCGAAUGUGGUCUUCAAAAAAGACGAUGGGUAUGAAAGCCAUGCCAGUGCAAUCACUCAACCGAAACAAGAAGUUGAUGAGCAAGAAGAUAAAUCGAAAAUUGUGAAGCAAUUAGAAGAAAAACCAAAAAAGAAGGAAUUAUGCAGGGAUUUUGCAAGAGGCAAUUGCAUGUGGAAUCCAUGCAAAAAGAGCCUCGAAAUGGAUCUAACGCAACUAGACCAAGUUAACGACUUUUGUAUAGACUUUGCGAAUGAUAAAUGCAAAAGGCUUAAUUGUAGAUUUGUUCAUGCAACAACAUUCGAAAAAGAGAGUUAUUUUCGGACUGGUUACCUGCCGCCGCAUCUGCGUCCGCAAAUAUCGAGCAAGAAAGGACACGGGCAGCAGCAGCAACAACAGCAGCAGCAACCACAACAGCAGCAACAACAACCAUUACAGCCGAUGCUUGACGCUAACGCGCAAGCUAUGCAGCUUCCUUUAUUUCCGAUUGUUGGAAGCACCCCAGAUUAUCGUGACAGAUUCAACCGUACGAGAAUCAACUCCAAGCAAAUGUGGGAGAUGCGAGAUAAGUGAAAGAGAAUAUCAAGAAAGUUUACUAGAAGUAAAGAACAUAGCAAAAUCAACACAAGCUAUAAAAGAUCAAAUUGCAGCGUUUGAACAAAAUAAAAUAAGGUUACUUGCGGUGCUCACCAAAGUUUUGUGGAAAGAUAUGCCGAACUAAAAAGUGAUAGCACGGAUGGCAUUGUACGACAAGAACAAGAAGAAGUUUUGUGGAAGGACAGGAGGAAAUGGAAACAUGUGACUGAUGUUAAUAAAUGUGUUUUUAAAAUA